AAGCAUGUAUGAGGUCAGUGGACCAACUGGAUAACAUGAUAAGAGAGCCCGCCUCUUAAGUUGACAGCACCCUUCCUGGAGCACGGUUUAACUACAGACACUGCAGAGCUGCAAUCAUUCGCACUAUGAUGAACUUCAUCUUGACAACAGCUUUAAUUAUCUGCAGCAUCAGCUGGAUCUCUGUCUCAGCUUCUGAGUCUCAGACUGUGAAGGUCCAGCCUGGUCAAGAAGUCACACUGUCCACUACCAACAUUUUCAAUCAUUCAGGCAUGACAACCUGGUUCAGAGUGGUCAACAGAACCAAGGCCAGCUGUAUCUCCACUAUGGCCGCCUCUGGCAGCAAUCCUAAAUACUGUGAUGGAUUUAAAAGUGGAACAUUUGAAAUGAGCUCCAACACCUCCACUGUCUUUCUCAAAAUUAAGACAGUGAAUCUUUCUGACUCUGGGCUGUAUUUGUGUGGAUUUUACAUAGAGGGACUUACAAUUUUAAGUGUGAUACAUUUAAAUGUUGAAGGCAGUGAUGAAUCUCAUGAUGACGUUGACAAAAAGUCCACAAGCAGUGAUGAAUCUCAUGAUGACGCUGACAGAAAGUCUACAACUGAGUGUGAUAAAAUACCAAACCUGAUGAGUGUGAUCCUGGGCGGCCUGACUGUUUUCCUCAUAAUGGUCAUCAUCUGUCUGGUUGUUAAAAACAGGAACGUUCAGAAAGCUGCCAGUGAAGAACAGAAUCCACAACAGAAUGCGAACCUGGGCUCUGAUGACCUGAACUACGCAGCAGUGAAUUUCAGUGCAAAAGCAAGAAGAAGAGAAGUGGAGCCCAAUGUUGUGUAUUCUGCUACUAGAUAGACUGAGGAAACAAGAAAUGCUGUUCAGGAUGUAACUGAUGCUUUGUCAUGUUAAUCUGCAGUUGUGCUUUUGUG
Micropterus dolomieu (smallmouth bass) is the source of this 919-nucleotide messenger RNA. RefSeq lists its product as uncharacterized. Lineage: Eukaryota; Metazoa; Chordata; Actinopteri; Centrarchiformes; Centrarchidae. Bases 126 to 845 code for a protein of 239 amino acids. The record is from RefSeq and is a predicted model, not a curated record. The transcript is spliced from 7 exons. Gene Ontology annotation, biological process: response to bacterium.